AUUAUGCAGAAUGAAGAAGCGGGAAAUGCGAAUAAGGAACAUCCAUGAUGUUGGGUUCAUUGACCCACACAUCGUUAAUUCAUAUGUGUUAGAACACCACCCCGCCGACGUGGAGGAUGACCUGUGGCGGUUUAUUAGAAAACAGCAACAGAAAAGUGAUAUUCUAUUUCCUUACCAUUUUGGGUUCCACUGGAUUCUUAUGGUAAUUCAAGUUCAGACCUCCUCAGUUCUCGUCCACGACUCUCUGAAUAUGGAUCCGGCGCUUUGGGCCGACAUGAGAAAAAUGAUGCAAAAGGUUUGGAGACGGUUCGUAGAUACCAAGGUCGGUGAAUUCAAAAAGGAGCUACAUUUUAAAAUGGCAGUGCGGACGACUGGGGAUAUUCAGCCACCGGGGACCAAUCUAUGUGGAUACUAUGUUUGUGAGAGGAUCCGGAGAUACUGCAAUGAGCGGGACCAGAAGUGUGAGAACAACAUCCUGAGGAAUAACCUCCGGAAGACGCUUAGUCCAGAAGCUCGCUUCCGACCACUUCAAGAGGAACUAGCUGGAUGGUUGGCGAGGGAAGUCAUCGAUCCUAGAGGAGAACACUAUUACGAUGACGUAGAACUUUAUAUGCACCAGAACUUGUAACUAACUUGUUCAAAAUUGUAUAUGGUCAUCCGAUAUUGAAUA
Molecule: messenger RNA, 670 nt
Organism: Lolium perenne
Lineage: Eukaryota; Viridiplantae; Streptophyta; Magnoliopsida; Poales; Poaceae
Source: RefSeq, a predicted model, not a curated record